Molecule: messenger RNA, 3526 nt
Organism: Cyclopterus lumpus (lumpfish)
Lineage: Eukaryota; Metazoa; Chordata; Actinopteri; Perciformes; Cyclopteridae
Gene: bend5
Product: BEN domain containing 5
Exons: 6
Coding region: 982-2124 (380 amino acids)
Biological process (GO): negative regulation of DNA-templated transcription
Molecular function (GO): DNA binding
Source: RefSeq, a predicted model, not a curated record
UCUCCGUCCGACCGAGUAACGUUGACGUGCAGCGAAACGUGUCCAGGUGUCAAAGCGAAGUGCUUUUGUCCGAUAUGUCAAGACGUGAUCAGCUGGAAUCUGACACCGAUAGCCACAACAACGUCCUCGGCGGUGGCUAGCUAGAUAAGCUAGUUAGACGUGCUAAGAUAAGUUUGGUAGAGCGCCAUGUACCUUCUCGUCAGUGCUUUUACAGAUUGUGUUCACACUCGGGCUGUCGUGUGUUUCCCCCCACACACCCCCCACAAGAGUUGUCUCUCUUGUUUCGAUAUAGUAGCGCUGCUUGUUUCGCUAAAUACGUGGCACGCGACGUUAGCCAGUCACAACGGUUGUUUACAACAUGGAGCUAACGCUCGCUAGCUUGACGUGUGCUCGCUUUGCGCGUUAGCAUGUUUCGCUUAGUUUGACGCGCGUGCAGACGCCGUGCAGUCGGUACACGCCGGGGACGCGUGUGACAGCCCCGCGGCUCGAGCCAUUAUCGAUUAUGCAGAGAGGUUUGUGAAUGUAGGCGAGCGGGCUGCUAGCUUCGGCGGGUUGCGGUUAGCUCAUUAGCCGGCUUUAUCUGUCGCUGUGUGCCGCAGAGGGGGGGGGGACGCGGCGCUGCGGUCACCGGCGUGUCUCGGAUGGUAAUGGUGACAACAUGUCAACGUCGUGGCUGUUUCAUGACGGCACUGUCGAGUGGAAUGGUUUGCUUCACGCUAGCUCUCCAGUUACGGUGGUGUUGCUCUAACUAGCUGCAUCACUAAUCCUGCGGGCUGCGGACCGACACACGCCUUCACGGCAGCAGUAGUCUUGAAGCGCUCUACAGCCGGGACGAUUUGUAUCGCGACACUGCAGAUAUGUGAAGAGUGCUAAAGUUAGUUUUAAUCUAGCAGAAUGGAGAGACAAAACGCCCUCUGCUCCAGUUGGGCAAAUGGAUGAAAUGGUUCCGCAGACACCGUAGAGGAAUUUGAAGACAGUAUAAUGCAAAAGAAGAUGAAAAUUCCCAAGAUGUCCAUCAAGAAUUCAGGAAACUCUAUCGAAAACAAUUUUGGAGAGGAGAGAAUGCCACUCAGGCAUAAAAAGGCCCUGUCUCAGGACCAUGGACGCCCCCUUUCCAACUCCUCCAAGAGCCUGGCAGCAGUAGUGGCUCGCCUGGAGAGAAAUGCAGCCAGCUCCUGUGUGGAGGGCGAAGAGGACCUGGACGAGGACCGGCUGGCUGAGGAGGGAGAAGAUGCAGACGACGAAGAUGAAGAUAUGGAGGCAGAGCAUCAGCAUCAUCAUCACCAGCAGCAACAACAACAGCAUUUGGAGGUGGACACGGAUUGUGUGUCCGGGGUAGUUACGGCCGUGGUUCCCAGAGUCCUGUAUGAGGAGCUGGUUCAUAGCUACAGGCAACAGGAGGAGGAGAUGAGGAGGCUGCAGCAGGAGCUGGAGAGAACCCGCAGGCAGCUGGUGCAGCAGGCCAAGAAGCUGAAGGAAUAUGGCAGCUUGCUGACAGAAGUCAAAGAACUGAGGGACUUCAACAGGAGGCUGCAAGACGUACUUCUCAUGAGACUGGGCAGCGAGCCUAUGCAUGACAAUGGCACUCAGACAAUCAAGUCGGAAGUGGUUGAACCCAUUGUUGAGGCCCAGGAGACGUGCAGAGAAGAAGCCAACACCAGUUCCAGCUACUCCCCCUCCCCCAGAACAGUAUACACCUGCAACGAUGGGAAGGUGCACCUCGGUGGAGGGAUCUGGGUGGAGGAGGAGAAGUGGCACCAGCUGCAGCGGACCCAGGGAGACUCCAAGUUCACAAAGAACCUGGCUGUAAUGAUCUGGGGCACAGAAACUUUAAAGAACCGUAGUGUCACUGGAGUAGCCACCAAAAAGAAGAAAGAUGCGCUGCCCAAACCUCCGCUGUCGCCCAGCAAACUGAAAAUUGUUAGAGAGUGUCUCUACGACAGAGUGUCUCAAGAGACAGCCGACAGUGCAGAGAUUACGCAGAGAUUGUCCAAAGUGAACAAAUACAUUUGUGAAAAGAUAAUGGACAUCAACAAGUCCAUCAAGAACGAGGAGCGGCGGGAAUCCAAGCUGCUCAUCAGACAGACAGUGAAGAUGGAGAACUUCACCUACGAUGGCAUGUAGUGAUCAACUGUUGUCACGCCGGCGCCUUCUGCCCCCCCACCUCCACAUGGUCGGCAGGAUAUUGAGGGGACUAGAUAUGGGCGGUUGGGGGAUGUUUGUCACAGUUUAAAGAGCAGGUUUUCUUUGACACAUUGGAUUGGUUAUGAUGUGAAACGUCUAAUCAAAUACACCCCUUCCCAGCUCCCCGCAGAGCAACCGUCACCUUCCUCAGUGCCCAGUGUUCUCAUUGGCUGACAGACAGCUUUACCCACCAGUGAGAAAUUGAACGUGUGUGAUCUAGUUUGAUAGGAGCUGGAAUGAGUGUUUUUUUAUAAGCUUUACAGUGGGACUGGUACGGAGACAUGGUUUACUGACGUGUGUGCAUUUGUGUCAAAGAAAGGAUAUGAUGCGAUUGUUCAAAUUGAUUUAUUGUUCUGUGUCAGAACAUAGUUUUGAGUCCUUAAACUUUUAAAAAGUAAGAGGUAAUUUCCCUAGACAAAGUCUUCUGAUAGAGAUAAUGAUGCUAGCUUACGUUAGAUCUUAGACGUGUGAACGGUCGUAUGUUUUGGUGACUACUUAACAGCAGCUGGGAGUGUUAGCUCCGGUACUUACUGCAUGAGAUGAGACACCAAGGUCUCAAAUGCACAAGUCUCCAUUGGUCAUAGCCAUAUUGCGUUUUUGCAGCAGAGAUUCUGUUGCUUCAAGAGAUUAAUUCGAAGUGUGUGCGCCCCCCUAACUUAAGGUCAAUCACAACACAUUGUUCUGUUGAAAAGACCAAGGCCAAUAGAGGUCAAAUGGGAAGUAUAACUCUAAUGUAGAGUCCAGAGAGUGAUAUUUGUGUUUUUUAUGUUGACCUUUCAGUUGUGAGCAUUUGUGUUACUCUUAAUCAAACAAGUCACUUUCAGACAAUUUGACUGUUGUAUGAGCUGUAGUGGUACAGGCAUGUUGAUGCCUAGAAAGGCCUUAAAAGGAUUUGGCAAUCACCAGGAGCUGCUCUGCCCCUGGGUUUUCUAGUAAGCUGUGAUUGUAUAUGUAUAGUAAGUGGAAGCAUUGAAGCUUCACCUGCACUUUGCUGUGAGAAUGUGAGAGGUGGCUUGGUACUAUUUUCUUUGUGAUUCACACCAUUAAGUUGAUCUGAGCCGGGCUGCUUUCUGCCCUCUCUCUUGUAGUUCAGAGACGCUGCGCUGCACGAGACAAUGUGAGGAAGAAAAUCAGGGCGCAGCUCCGCGGUUGAGGUCAUCUGCAUGUGGAAGCAGUGCUAGCUGUGGGUAAAGCUGUCUGAAACACUAUUGUGCCGUUUGAAGUCAUCUGGGCCUGCUGAACCCCAUAAUAACCCCCUCUUUUUUUAAGCCAUGCCACUGGGGAACAAAGUAAGGUCGCUCCAGUGACAAUUUCCUCUGAGCUAUGCCAUCAGAACUUUGAA